Messenger RNA from Suillus subalutaceus, 565 nucleotides. RefSeq names its product Conidiation protein 6-domain-containing protein. Gene Ontology annotation, cellular component: cytoplasm. Bases 72 to 521 code for a protein of 149 amino acids. The transcript has 4 exons. The record is from RefSeq and is a predicted model, not a curated record. NCBI's taxonomy places the organism in Eukaryota, Fungi, Basidiomycota, Agaricomycetes, Boletales, Suillaceae.
GCCGUAUAUAAGGCGUCCUAGGGGCAUGACAUUCGCAAUUCAGUCCCCUGACUUCUCCAACAAACACAAUCAUGUCUGGAACCACAGAACACACCAAAGACACAGCGCGCGUUGUUGCCGGCCUGAAAGCAGCUGUUCAUAACCCUAAUGUAUCGGAGGACGCCAAGGAGAACGCCUUGAAACGCCUUGAAGAGAUGGGCCAGUCAGUAGACCCCAUUAUGCCAGCGCAGGCAAAGGCUACUCAGUCGACAGCGGCCGAGGCACAUGAGAAGAGUGUUCUUCGGGGCUAUAAGGCAGCAACUUCCAAUCCAAAUGUUUCGGAGGAAGCCAAGCAACACGCCAGAGAAGUGUUGGAGGCUGCUGAUAUCCAGCACAAGCUCGAAUCACAUUCAGAAGAGGAACACCAGCACCGUGUCCUUGCUGGAUACAAGGCAGCCAUCCAUAAUCCAAACGUUUCAGCUGCGGCCAAGCAGCAUGCCAGAGAGUAUCUCGCUGAAAGUGGAGUUACUGAUUUGGAGUGAUUGAAAAGAAGCUGCAUAGGAUGAUUGUAUUUUAUUCGCAUUCA